AUGCACGAACCUAAAGCUAUCGCGCAACUAAGCUCGAGUCAACAUGCGUCGCGAAAACUCGUCCAGGACCUGAAAGCGUCUGGUCUGCAGCAAGAAGGUAAGUUCAGUCGUCCCCAUCAGUGUGCAAGGCAAAGAGGCCGUGUCUUUGCCAUAGUUGCUGGCGCUGGCGUGUUAGUUCAGAUGGAGAUAGCUGUUCGUGUUGUAGAAUGA
Messenger RNA from Baudoinia panamericana UAMH 10762, 210 nucleotides. RefSeq lists its product as uncharacterized. The transcript is spliced from 2 exons. The record is from RefSeq and is a predicted model, not a curated record. The coding region runs from base 1 to 210 and encodes 69 amino acids. NCBI's taxonomy places the organism in Eukaryota, Fungi, Ascomycota, Dothideomycetes, Mycosphaerellales, Teratosphaeriaceae.